AUGGAUGAUUCUUUACCAAUGACUGUAUUUGAAUUUCUUUCGGGUUUAUCUCAAGUUUUGGGUACAAUUAUUCUAGUUGGUUUAAUCAAUUUAUGGUCAUUCAUUCCAGCAAUCAUUGCUUCAAGUGGCAUGCUCUUUUUAAGAUAUCGAUAUGCUCCAUGUUCUCGUGAUUUAAAACGACUUGUAGGAACAACACGAAGUCCUGUUUAUUCACAAUUAACAUCAACUAUUCAUGGACUUAAAGUUAUUCGAUCAUAUCAUGCUGAAAAUAUUUCUUCUAAAGAAUUUCAUUCUCAUCUCGAUAAUAACACACGAGUCAUGUAUUUGAUGACAACAUUGAAUAGAUGGUCAGCGAUGCGCUUUGAUUGGGUAUCUUUAAUAUUUAUUGCUUUAGUUAUUAUACUUGCUAUAAUUGUUCGUAUAAGUCAAUAUCAAUUUUCAACUGUAGAAAUCGCUCUCACACUUAUCUAUAGUAUCACUCUAAUGGGCAUUUUUCAAUUUACUAUCAGACAAUCAGUGGAAGUUGAAACUCAAAUGACAGCUGUUGAACGAGUUCUUGAAUAUUGUUCACUUGAUCAAGAAUCAUCUAUUCAACAACGAUCAAUCAAAUAUCGACCACCAACAAAUUGGCCAUCACAAGGUCGUAUUGUUUUUGAAAAUGUUUCUAUGUCUCAUUCGAAAGAAUCUUAUACACCGUUGGCUCUUCAUCAUAUUUCAUUAGUAAUUAAACCAAAUGAAAAAAUUGGUAUUGUUGGAAGAACAGGUGCUGGUAAAAGUUCAUUCAUUCAAACUCUUUUUCGAAUGGGUACACUUGUUGAUGGUCAUAUUAUUAUUGAUAAUAUUGAUAUAACAACUAUUGAAUUAGAAGAUGUUCGACGUCGUAUUUCAAUUAUUCCACAAGAUCCUGUUCUUUUUACUGGUACAAUGAGAAGUAAUCUUGAUCCAUUUGGUUUUUAUUCAGAUGCUGAAAUAUGGAAUGCACUUGAACAAGUACAAUUGAAAACAUUAGUAACAAAUAGAAUGUCAAAUGGUCUUCAUUCAUUCGUAAGUGAAAGUGGAUCUAAUCUAAGUGUUGGUCAAAAACAAUUGGUAUGUUUAGCAAGAGCUAUAUUGAAAAAAAGUAAAAUUCUAGUGAUUGAUGAAGCAACUGCUAAUGUGGAUAAUGUAACGGAUGAAUUGAUUCAAAAAGCUAUUCGUGAUAAAUUCAAAGAAUGUACAGUAUUGACAAUAGCACAUCGUUUGCGUACAGUUAUUGAUAGUGAUCGUAUUAUGGUGCUUAGUAAUGGAAUGUUAGUCGAGUUUGAUUCACCUCAAGUAUUACUUUCGAAUGCCAACUCUUAUUUUACUUUACUAGUGGAACAAACAGGAGCAGCUGAAGCAGAAUAUCUUCGAACAUUAGCAAACUCUUCUGAACCAUAUACAAUAAAUAGCUAA
Messenger RNA from Rotaria sordida, 1434 nucleotides. The record is from the annotation of a GenBank genome assembly. NCBI's taxonomy places the organism in Eukaryota, Metazoa, Rotifera, Eurotatoria, Philodinida, Philodinidae.